AUGGGUGAUUUUUACCUCAGAAAACGCAAUUUUCCCUCACGCAGCGUCCGCUCGCCUCAGGGACUGCGGGGAGAGGGCGGGGCCGAGGCGGAAGGGCGGGCUCUGAUUGGUGGAGGCGGCGGGAGGGGGCGUGGCCGCGGCCAAGGGCGGGAAAAGCGCUGCGGGAGAAGCCGGGACGAAGCCGCCAUUUUGUCCGCGGCGCCUCAGGGGGAGGCGGCGGCGGCUCCGGGCUCGGCCGCCAUGGGGCGGGCGCAGGAGGUGCAGGCGGAGAACGUGACGGUGCUGGAGGGUGGCACUGCCGAGAUCACCUGUCACCUGCACAGGUACGACGGCUCCAUCGUCGUCAUCCAGAACCCCGCCCGGCAGACGCUGUUCUUCAACGGCACCCGCGCGCUGAAGGACGAGCGUUUCGAGCUGGCCGAGUUCAGCCGGCGGCGGCUGCGGCUGCGCCUGGCCCGGGCACGGCUGGACGACGAGGGCGGCUACUUCUGCCAGCUGUACGCCGACGACACCCACCACCAGAUAGCCACGCUGACCGUGCUGGUGCCACCUGAGGACCCGGUGGUGGAGGCGGCGGCUCUGGCCGUGGAGGGGGCGGAGCUGGAGCUCACCUGCCUGGUGCCCCGGGCCCGGCCACCUGCCACCCUGCGCUGGUACCGCGACCGGAGAGAGCUGCCAGGCCGCAGCAGCGGGGGGCAGGACGGGAAGGUGUUCUGGCAGCGCAGCGUCCUCGUCCUGCGCGUCGAGCGGCGCGACCACGGCGCCAUCGUCACCUGCGAGGCCACCCACCCCGCCCUGGGCAGGGGACAGCGGCGGGUGACACAGUACCAGCUGGACGUGCAGUACCCCCCCUCGGCGCGCAUCGUCCCGUCGCAGAGCGUUCUCCGCGAGGGCGACACGCUGGUGCUCACCUGCGCCGUGGGCGGCAACCCCCGCCCCUCGGAGGUGGCCUGGAGCCGCGGGAACGAGUCGCUGCCGGCGCGGGCCAGGGCCGAGGGCGAGCGGCUGACGCUGCCGGCGCUGGCGCCGCAGGACAACGGCACCUACACCUGCCAGGUGGGCAACGCCCACGGGAGAGCGACUGACACCUACGUGCUGGUGGUGUACGACCCCGGGGCGGUGGUGGCGGCGCAGGGGGCGGGGCCGUUCGCCGUGGUGGGCGGGGCCCUGGCGCUGUUGGUGUUUCUGCUGCUGCUGCUGCUGGGGGCGCUGCUCUGGUGCUCGGUCCGGCAGAAAGGCUCGUACCUGACGCACGAGGCCAGCGGGCUGGAGGAGCACGGGGAGGCGCGGGAGGCGUUCCUGGGCGGGGACAGCGGGAAACGCAAGGAGGAGUUCUUCAUCUGA
Molecule: messenger RNA, 1344 nt
Organism: Pseudopodoces humilis (Tibetan ground-tit)
Lineage: Eukaryota; Metazoa; Chordata; Aves; Passeriformes; Paridae
Source: RefSeq, a predicted model, not a curated record